AACAUGAAUAAAUCCAGAGGGCAUACGAAGUAUUUCGUGAAGUUUUCUACACAUUUUCUGAAGAUAAUAAAAAGGCCUAGUGUGAAGAAGACCUAACCUAAAUUGAAGAGCUAGGGUGAUACACAUGAGGAAGUACCUGUAGUGAGUGACUGGGCCAUGAGAAGUGUCACUCAAUGAGAUGGAGAUGUUACAUGAAGAGCUUGAAGUUCUCCAGUCUGUUUACUGUCUACCUGGAGAGUGUGAAGUGGAUAACAAUGAUGGAUUUCACAAAUUGACCUUGAAGCUUAGGCCUAGCCAAGGUGAAAGUGAAGAGAGGGUCACAGCUCCAGAGAUGUCUGUAACAUUUUACCUAAGUUCUGAAUAUCCUAAUGUUGUACCCCAGAUUUCCAUUGUGAGUGCAUACCUGCGUCGAGACCAGCUGAGUAAACUUCGUCAGGAAGUCUCUCUAUUGGCUCAGUCUCUACAAGGACAGGCCAUGCUAGCUGAUCUCAUAUCUUUUGCACAAGAAUAUAUGGACAAAACUCACAGUGAAUUUACUGACCAAUCAGGUGCCAUGUUACAUGGGACCUUUAACAUUGAAAGCCAAUCAGAAAUAUGGACAGCUCUCUUGCAGCUCAAUCAUAUGCGAGCAAGAAAUAAGUACGUUAAAACAAUUCAGAAUUGGAGCACUGAGCUUGGACUGGAAGGGAAAUUACUUUUCCAAGGCAAAUUGAUAUUAAUCCUAUUGCAAGGUCCACAAUCAAAAAUCAAGGACUACAUUGUGCGACAGAAAAGUGUGUGUGUGGAUGUGGACUCGCGGGGACGAAGCUGCAAGGAGAAAAUGAUGAGUGUUCUAUGUGAACAAAGGAGUAAUUCAACCAGCAAAAGGUUUACUGAAUUUGAGGUAAAGGACUGUGAAACCCCCAGAGAACUACAAAAUGUGUUUACAGAGACAGGCCACGAGGAUCUGUUCCACAACUUCGUACAAGGCUUGCAGGGAUUUCACCAAUAAUCAUAUGGUGGGCCAGAAUGAACUUUAACUUUAUGAUGAACAUGUUUUUAUUUAAACUGCCUGGAUUAAAACUUCAUUAAUUCACCAGUAAACCUGUAAAGGGAUUGUCUGGAACCUACCCAUAUGUUUACAUGAACAGGGCCUCCCUGGAAUCUACCAAAAUGUAUACAUGUACAGGGCCUGCCGGGAACCUAUCCAUAUGUAUACACAUACAUGACAUGUCUGGAAUAUACCAAAAUGUAUACAUGUACAGGGCUUUUUUGGAACCUACCCAUAUGUAUUCACAUGCAAGACAUGUCUGUAAUAUACCCAUAUGUAUACAUGUCUAGGGCCUGUUUAGGACUUACCCGUGUGUAGACAUGUAGAGGGCCUGUCACGAACCAAUACAGGACCUAUCUGGAACUUGCCAAUAUGUAAAGAACCUGUCGGGAACCUAUUAGCAUGUAGGCUUUGUGGGGAAUCCAUCAAUGAUUUCAACGGGACAGAUUAAACUAGAUGAGCAA
This is a messenger RNA of Mizuhopecten yessoensis (Yesso scallop), 1494 nucleotides long. Its product is annotated as RWD domain-containing protein 3-like. NCBI's taxonomy places the organism in Eukaryota, Metazoa, Mollusca, Bivalvia, Pectinida, Pectinidae. Bases 179 to 991 code for a protein of 270 amino acids. The transcript is spliced from 5 exons. Gene Ontology annotation, molecular function: protein binding. Gene Ontology annotation, biological process: positive regulation of hypoxia-inducible factor-1alpha signaling pathway; positive regulation of protein sumoylation. The record is from RefSeq and is a predicted model, not a curated record.